CCCCCUUCUCUCAUUUCAAAUUAUAUCCCAUUUCUUGUCCCACAAUCCCCCAUCUCUUUUCAACACUUCUUCAUCUACAAUCAUCUAAUCUAACCUCAUCUCUUCUCUUCUCUUCUGGAUAUUAUAUAUAUAUAUAUAUAUACACACACAUAUAUCUAUAUUCACUACACCAUAUCACCGUUCUCAACCGUCCGAUCACCGUACAUCAACCGCUCCUCCACCGGUCAACGGUCAAAACCACCGCCAUCACCUCAACGGUAUAUAGAUCCAUACACUGUUUUCAUUAUUCGCUGAUUGUUAUACAAAUGACCUAGGGUUUGUUUACAGCUUUACAUCGUCUCCGAUUUUUUACUGAUUUCAGACUAUUUUGUGUAGUGAUCUGAAAAAUUAGGGCUAAUUAGGACUAAUUAGGGCUAAUUUGAUUGUAUUAUACUAUUAUAUAUUAUGUUGAAUAAGCUUAUGAAGCGAGGGCAGCGGAAGCCUUCGAAAACCGACACGGAAGUUUCCGGUGUGUCCGGUUCGGUUUCUAGUUCGAAUGUUGUUGUGAACCAUGCCUCUAGAGGUGGAGGUGUGUCUCAACAGGUGCCGGAUAGUGGCGGUGGUGGUGGAGUGGCGGCUCCGGCUGGUGUAGGGAGUGUGGAGCCGCUCCCUAUGUUUCGUGAUGUUUCGGUAUCCGAAAGGCAGCAGUUGUUUGUUAGGAAGUGUCAGGUUUGUAGCGUGUUGUUUGAUUUUACGGAUACGUUGAAGUCGGUUAAGGAGAAGGAGAUUAAGCGGUUGAAUCUUGUGGAGCUUGUUGAUUAUGUGCAAUCGGGAUCGGGGAAAAUUAGUGAGGUGAAUCAGGAUGAGAUGAUUAGGAUGAUUUCGGUUAAUAUUUUUAGAUGUUUGCCGCCUGCGGCUCAUGAGAAUACGGGGACGGUGAGCAUGGAGGCGGAUGAAGACGAGACUUAUCUUGAACCGUCGUGGCCGCAUUUACAGCUUGUUUACGAGCUUCUUUUGAGAUAUAUUAUCUCGACGGAUACCGACACGAAAGUUGCUAAGAAGUUUAUUGAUCAUUCGUUUGUGUUAAAGUUGUUGGAUAUGUUUGAUACGGAGGAUCCUCGUGAGCGGGAGUAUUUGAAAACUAUUUUACACAGGAUUUACGGGAAGUUUAUGGUGCAUCGCCCGUUUAUUAGGAAAGCUAUCAACAAUAUAUUUUAUCAGUUUAUAUAUGAAACCGAAAGGAAUAGUGGGAUAGCUGAGUUAUUGGAGAUUCUUGGAAGUAUAAUUAAUGGAUUUGCAUUGCCAAUGAAAGAGGAACAUAAGCUGUUUCUUGUACGGGCACUUUUACCGCUUCACAAACCUAAACCGAUUGCUACGUAUCAUCAGCAGCUUGCUUACUGUAUCAUUCAGUUUGUAGAAAAAGACAACAAAUUGGCUGAUACUGUUAUUAACGGUUUGUUAAAAUAUUGGCCGAUCACUAACUGUCAGAAGGAAGUUCUUUUUCUUGGGGAGCUUGAAGAAGUUCUAGAAGCAACACAAGCCACUGAAUUUCAACGAUGCAUGGUUCCUCUUUUCAGACAACUAGCUCGGUGCCUCAAUAGCCCUCAUUUUCAGGUAGCAGAACGAGCGCUUUUCAUGUGGAACAACGAGCACAUUGUAAGUUUGAUCGCACAGAACCGAACCGUGAUUCUACCAAUUAUCUUUGAAGCCUUGGAGACAAACAUUCAGGGCCACUGGAACCCGGCGGUUCACGGGCUCACAAGUAACAUCAGAAAAAUGUUCAUGGAAAUGGACACCCCUUUGUUCGAGGAGUGUCAGAGGCAAUACGCAGAGAAACAGGCCCAUGCCAAAAUGGCACAAGAUCAACGUCAACAAACAUGGCAAAGAUUAGAAGAUAGCGCGGUUGUGCACCAAAUAGGGUGACGGUAUUUUAGUCGUGUUUUUACCGUACCGGUCUUGUUUUAGUUUUUGUUUUAUGUUUUAUGUUUUUUUACCCCUGUAAACGCAACCAAACCGGCUGUAGAUUCAGGUUUAGAUGUGGUUUUUUUUUGGAUUUAGAAAUGGUUUCUUUUGAUUUACUGUUGCAAAAUGUUAUGAAUAUGAAUGAAUAUGAAUGGAUGAAGAAGAGAAGUGUGUAAAUUUGUAUGUGCUAAAA
Helianthus annuus (common sunflower) is the source of this 2134-nucleotide messenger RNA. Its product is annotated as serine/threonine protein phosphatase 2A 57 kDa regulatory subunit B' beta isoform. The record is from RefSeq and is a predicted model, not a curated record. Lineage: Eukaryota; Viridiplantae; Streptophyta; Magnoliopsida; Asterales; Asteraceae. Gene Ontology annotation, biological process: signal transduction. The coding region runs from base 445 to 1902 and encodes 485 amino acids. Gene Ontology annotation, molecular function: protein phosphatase regulator activity. The transcript has 2 exons. Gene Ontology annotation, cellular component: protein phosphatase type 2A complex.